Messenger RNA from Gasterosteus aculeatus aculeatus (three-spined stickleback), 4754 nucleotides. The record is from RefSeq and is a predicted model, not a curated record. Lineage: Eukaryota; Metazoa; Chordata; Actinopteri; Perciformes; Gasterosteidae.
GACGGAGACACGCAAGAUGUAACUCCUGGGUUCUUCUCACUUCACAAAAAGCCUCACCCGAAUCCCCAGACAACGCAAGAAAAAAGGGAAUAACAUCUGUUUAUCUGCAUAUUCCUAUGUUCAAAAAACGAGAGGAGAAAACACAGCGAUCGACAGAGGACAGAAGACAUCUCAGAGGAUGCGGAAUUAGAAAGAACAAACUGCGUCUGGAGGACCAAAGGGAAAAUAAACCUUUUCUCUGGAAUCCACCAGCGUGGAGUCACCUCACCUGUACCUUCGGAUUAAAGAACAGGGUCAUGUCCCAGUUGCCAUGCGCAUCGCCACGCUGACCUGCCUUCCCGGCCCUUCCCCCUUCCUCUUUCUAUUGGCCCAGCUGCUAGUGCGGCUCCUCCUCCCCGGGCCGGAGUCGGUGGGAGCCGCCUCCCCCUGCCCCUCCCUCUGCACCUGCUCCAACCAGGCCAGCCGAGUCAUCUGCACCCGGCAAAACCUGGAGGAGGUGCCCGAAAGCAUAUCGGUCAACACGCGAUACCUCAACCUGCAGGAGAACUCGAUACAGGUAAUCAAGUCAGACACUUUCAAGCACUUGAGGCACCUUGAGAUCCUCCAGCUCUCCAAGAAUCAGAUCCGUCAGAUUGAAGUCGGAGCGUUCAAUGGCCUCCCCAACCUCAACACGCUGGAGCUCUUCGACAACCGCCUCACACUGGUGCCAUCACAUGCCUUUGAGUACCUCAGCAAGCUGCGGGAGCUGUGGCUGCGCAACAACCCCAUUGAGACUCUGCCGGGCUAUGCCUUCCACCGCGUGCCCUCGCUUCGUCGCCUGGACCUCGGGGAGCUCAAGAAGUUGGAUUUCAUCUCUGACGCAGCCUUCGUGGGCCUCAUUAAUCUACGCUACCUGAACCUGGGGAUGUGCGGGCUGAAGGACAUUCCCAAACUGACGGCCCUCGUGCGUUUAGAGGAGCUUGAACUGUCAGGAAACAGGCUGGAGAUUAUCCGACCAGGUUCCUUCCAGGGCCUGGUGUCCCUCCGUAAGCUCUGGCUGAUGCACUCACAGGUGUCCGUCAUCGAGCGCAACGCCUUCGAUGACCUGAAAAGCCUGGAAGAGCUCAACCUGUCGCAUAACUCCCUGCACUCCUUGCCCCACGAUCUCUUCACACCGCUUCACCAGCUGGAGAGAGUGCACCUCAACCAUAACCCGUGGAUCUGCAACUGUGAUGUCCUUUGGCUUAGUUGGUGGUUGAAAGAGACAGUGCCCAGCAACACCACCUGCUGUGCCCGCUGCCAUGCCCCUCCAUUCUUGAAAGGCAAGUACAUUGGGGAACUCGACCAGAGCCACUUCACCUGCUAUGCACCGGUCAUCGUGGAGCCUCCUACAGACCUCAAUGUCACCGAGGGUAUGGCCGCUGAGCUCAAGUGUCGCACGAGCACCUCGACAACGUCCGUCAACUGGAUCACCCCCAAUGGCACACUAAUGACCCACGGCUCUUACAAGGUGCGGAUAUCCGUCCUGCACGACGGCACGCUCAACUUCACCAAUGUCACCCUGCGAGACACGGGGCAGUACACCUGCAUGGUCACCAACGCUGCUGGCAAUACCACCGCGACUGCUGUCCUAAAUGUCACCGCCGCGGAUGCCAGCGUGAACUACACCUACUUCACCACAGUCACAGUGGAAACGGUUGAGACCCCAGGAGACGAAGACUCCGCAUUGGUCGCCACCAAUGAGACAUUCAUCGGUGUUCACCCUGGGCCCACGCCCUCGGGUCAUCUGUGGCCCGGAGGCGUUCCUACAACUGCCUCCUCCCUGUCAGCAGGCUGGUCCUCCUCCUCUCCACGGGCCACCCGACCCACCUUCACUGUGCCCAUCACUGAGCCGGGCUUCUCGGGCUUGGAUGAUGUCAUGAAGACCACCAAGAUCAUCAUAGGCUGCUUUGUGGCCAUCACCUUCAUGGCAGCGGUGAUGCUGGUGGUCUUCUACAAGCUGAGGAAGCAGCACCAGCUGCAUAAACACCACGGCCCUGCCCGUGCCAUCGAAAUCAUCAACGUGGAGGAUGAGCUGGGGGCCGGGGCCAGCGGUCGAGGCAGCGGCAUCUCGGGAGGCUCCACAGUGACGCAGAGCAGAAGCAGUGGAAUAGUAGGAGGCCAGAGCCUCAGGCUACACCACCCGGAGAUAGUCAACCUGCCGAACUUGGCCCGAUCGGAGCACCUAAACCACUACUACAAAACUCAUCACUUCAACAACAACAUGAUGGGCCUGGGCAUGGGCCCGGGGUCUGGCGUGGGCCUCAACAACAACAACAACCCCUCGCCUUGCUCUCAGUCCCAGAGCACGUCCAUAUCCUGUUCCCAGGUUCCGACCAGUGGAGGAAUGGCCACAGGUGGCACCCUGCCCUCCUCUGUGCCCCUGCCCCAGUUGGGUCUCCACAGUUCUCUGAAAGGCAUUAUGGGGAAAAGCCAGAAAGAGCCCCUUCUUUUUAAGAGCAGCUCUAAGGAAAAUGUGCAAGAGACUCAAAUUUGAGCAAAAGCGAGAGUGAAAGUAAGAGGUAAGAAAUAACCAACGCCCGGUGGAGAGAGUGAGACAAAAAGAGCCGGGUAUGUGAGACUGAUUGUAGCCUACAGUCCAGAGAAGAUUAUUUUUCACACAAACCCUACUUUGUGUUGUCAGUCUGUUGACAGAAAGAAGCAGAUAUGAAGACUGAAGGUGGCAGAGUUUGGUAUCUGAUCAGCACUAGUCCCACCAACAGCAUCCGCCCAUGGUUCUAAACUUACUCAGACGCAAACAUAUACGAUGUGAACCACAGCAGAAUCAUUCCGAUUCCCGCGCAGCCUGCUAUAGUCAUUUCCAAAGUCAAGAUCAAACCAACAUGUUUCAUUUGCGUCCACAAUCAAAGUGGAAAGCUGUGAAAUGAGCAAUGAGCCUCUCUAGGUUUUCUGCACAUUUAUUUCCAGAUACAUUCGGUGUAUAUAUUUGGAGGGAGACGUACUAUUGUCCGUAGAACAUGUUGUCAGAUUAGUGUUUGGCAGAGAAACUGAACAGCAAACAAUGGUUUGGGCGAGCGGAACGGUGCCGGGUUUCCAGGAUGCACUAAAACAAAACCGAGGAAGCUAAAUUAGAGCAAUGCAGCGAUUCUGUCCGGGACACGAGCGCCAGAGUAAUAUAUUGCUGGGAGAUAGAACAGCAAAUGGUAUUUUCUUCAGAGCAGUUUCACUCUCACACUCUUUUUUUCCGGUUCACACCGUACUGUCUUGGAGAAGCAGAUUGGUUAUCAUGGGAGAAGAGAAAUUCCAUGGCAUAUACAGGACAAAGAGAGCUACAAAAAUAAUCAAAAGUACAUAUUAUAUAUACCGUAAAUAUAUUUUCAUUCAAAGAAAUAAAUUAUAAAGAAUCUUUAUCAGGCUUCUGACUGAAAACUACAACGUCUGAAGUAUAUAUAUUUUAAAAAAAAGACACAGCUGUUGCAGCGGCCCUCCAUAACAACUUUCCAAACUUGGAAUAAGAUGGCCGCUCUGACUGUGCUGCAUAAGGACGCGGGUAGGACGGUGGCAUCUGUUGAGAGGGAGCUAAAAGAAAAACCUGGCAAAGUGUUUGAGUGAAUAUAUUUUGGUCUCGCCUUUUUUUGUAGCCUCACAGAGUGUUUCCCCUCUCCUGUCGCAUUCACAUGAACAGGGUCUUUGGAGCAGGGAGAUCUCUACUCUACCGCGAAAAUAUGAAAUAUGACUACAGCUCGUCAUGAUUUGGUAUACAGUAUAGCUACAGCAUUAAUAAUAAUAAUCAUAAUGGUAAUAAUGAUAACAGGCGUUAUUUGGCAGAAUUGUCUUUUAACGAUGAACACAUUAAAAUGGUCAACAGUAAAUUAAAACAUGUGGAAAUAGUUUACUGUGCUUACUGAAAAGGUGCACAUGCUAGUUUAGCAUGUUCUAAAAAUCCAUAUAAUGUAUCACAAUGACUAUAUGACACAUUAUUGUUAUAAUGUUAUCAUUAUUAUCAUCUGUAUGACUAUUAUUAUUACUACUUGUGCCUACAAAUAGCUGAGAAGUACUGUUUUUUUCAUUUGUAUAUGACACUAAAGUAGUUUUGUGACUGAUCUUUGGACUUUGGCUAAUCGAUGGCACUGGGACGGACUCGGUGUGCCACUACAUGAAAUCCACCUACAUUAGCAGGAAAUAACCUGGCCCUCAAAAUGGAUUCCUAAGUCCAGUCCUCACUGACUCGUCUGCUCUGGUGUCUCAAGCAGACAGGACCCCCUCAUGCUAUCGGGCAUUAAAGACAGGACACGGACCUUUGAUGAAGACUGCUCCUUCGCAGGGGGAUUAUCUCACAGCUGUAUCUCAGUGUUAUCGUUUAUGAGUGGAUUUCAUGGCAACAGGGAGCUAAAUGGACGACAGGCAUUGCCGAGAAUUUUUAAAGGUAAGCAAAGCUCGUUAGUGAGAGAGAAGGUGGCAUACAGUACAGUAUACAGUGGUGAGUGGAUUCUUUUCUAAAGAAAAAAGACAAUUAAUGAAAAAAAUAUAGAAACUUAUAGAUCUCUUUUAAAAAAAUAUAUAUUAUGAUGUGUUUUUCAUUUUGGGUUUUUAUCUGGUUUGAUUAUUUCUGUUUGUUUUUUUUAAAUCAGGUGAUAUCUUUAUUGUAAUAUUGUUACUGUUAUUAUAAUUAGCUAAUUACACUGGUUAUAAUUAUGAGAGAUGUUCUGUUAGAAGAGGUCACUUUGAAAAUUAAAAUAACCUGGCACAUAAAAUGGCAAUUGAAGUCUGUGAAA